Molecule: messenger RNA, 1689 nt
Organism: Saccharomyces paradoxus
Lineage: Eukaryota; Fungi; Ascomycota; Saccharomycetes; Saccharomycetales; Saccharomycetaceae
Gene: EXG2
Product: glucan exo-1,3-beta-glucosidase
Exons: 1
Coding region: 1-1689 (562 amino acids)
Biological process (GO): glucan catabolic process
Cellular component (GO): extracellular region; cell surface
Molecular function (GO): glucan exo-1,3-beta-glucosidase activity
Source: RefSeq, a predicted model, not a curated record
AUGCCUUUAAAAUCGUAUUUUUUUUCCGCAUUUCUAGUUUUAUGCCUGGCUAAAUUCACCCAAGGCCUUAAUACCACAGAGAAAGAAAAAUCGUUAUCGCCUUUCGAACUAAAUUUUUUACAAAACAAAUUCGCGUCCUACUAUGCAAACGACACUAUCACCGUGAAAGGUAUUACAAUUGGAGGCUGGUUAGUAACAGAACCUUAUAUUACGCCAUCGUUGUAUCGUAAUGCUACGUUGCUGGCAAAACAACAAAACACUUCCAGUAAUAUAUCCAUUAUCGACGAAUUCACUCUUUGUAAAACCUUAGGAUAUAACACCUCUCUAGCUUUAUUGGAUAAACACUUUAAAACUUGGAUCACCGAGGAUGAUUUUGAACAAAUCAAAACCAACGGUUUUAAUUUAGUUAGGAUCCCUAUUGGAUAUUGGGCAUGGAAACAAAAUAAUGAUAGAAACUUGUACAUCGAUAACAUAACUUACAAUGAUCCAUACGUAAGUGAUGGGUUACAAUUGAAAUAUUUAAAUAAUGCUCUCGAUUGGGCACAAAAGUACGAGCUGAACGUAUGGAUAGAUCUACAUGGCGUUCCCGGAUCCCAAAAUGGGUUCGAUAAUUCCGGUGAAAGAAUACUAUAUGGUGAUCUAGGCUGGUUAAGGUUGAAUAAUACUAAAGAGCUAACAUUGGCUGUCUGGAAGGAUAUGUUUCAAACAUUUUUAAAUAAAGGUGACAAAAGUCCUGUAGUGGGUCUCCAAAUCGUCAACGAGCCACUUGGUGGUAAAAUCAACGUCUCAAACAUAACGGAGAUGUACUACGAAGCAUUUGACUUGUUCAAAAAGAAUCAGAGUUUGAGUGAUAACACCACAUUUGUUAUUCAUGAUGCUUUUCAAGGAAUAGGUCAUUGGAACUUGGAACUAAACCCAAACUACCAGAACGUGUCGUAUCACUAUUUUAAUUUGACAGGCGCAAAUUACAGCUCUCAAGAUGUACUAGUGGACCACCAUCAUUAUGAAGUCUUUACCAAUAACCAAUUGGCUGAAACUCAAUUUUCACGUAUUGAAAACAUUAUAAACUAUGGGGAUUCCAUCCACAAAGAACUUUCUUAUCAUCCCGCGGUUGUCGGAGAAUGGUCAGGUGCCAUUACUGAUUGCGCAACCUGGCUAAAUGGUGUCGGGGUGGGUGCACGUUACGAUGGAACAUACUACAACACAACGUUGUUUACUACAAACGAUAAGCCAGUUGGCACAUGCAUCUCCCAGAAUCGCUUAGCCGAUUGGACACAAGAUUACCGUGACCGCGUAAGACAGUUCAUUGAAGCACAGCUAGCCACUUAUUCGUCAAAAACAACGGGAUGGAUUUUUUGGAAUUGGAAGACUGAAGACGCCAUAGAAUGGGAUUAUUUGAAGUUGAAAGAAGCCGAUCUUUUCCCUUCCCCUUUCGAUAACUAUACGUACUUUAAAGCAGAUGGAUCCAUUGAAGAAGAGUUUUCAUCCUCUUUGUCAACACAAGCAUUUCCGAGAACGACAACUUCCCUUUUGUCCUCUACUACGACUUCUAGGAAGAGUAAAAAUGCUGCAGUUUCUAAUAAACUAACAAGUUCACAAAUAUUAUCAAUCAACAAUAUGAGUUUGACUUGGAAAACGAGCAUAUGCGCACUCGUUAUCACAAUUACCGCUUUCUGCGCUUCUCUCUGA